Molecule: messenger RNA, 1465 nt
Organism: Teleopsis dalmanni
Lineage: Eukaryota; Metazoa; Arthropoda; Insecta; Diptera; Diopsidae
Product: casein kinase I
Exons: 4
Coding region: 338-1366 (342 amino acids)
Biological process (GO): peptidyl-serine phosphorylation; negative regulation of canonical Wnt signaling pathway; signal transduction
Cellular component (GO): cytoplasm; nucleus
Molecular function (GO): protein serine/threonine kinase activity; ATP binding
Source: RefSeq, a predicted model, not a curated record
AAAAAGUAAACAAUAUGGCAUUCUUCCUUCUGUUGAAGCAAUCAUUUAGAGAUAAAGUAGUCGGGUUUUGUUAAAAAUACGUGAAGUGGUUUUCUGAAAGUGGCGAUUUUUCAUAAUUUGUCUUGUGAUAAAAUAUAAUAAAAUGCUAUGAAAUUUUUUAACGAUUUCCUGAUAUAUUAAAAUACAACUAAGAAAAUUUUAGUACAGCUAAAAAAUUAUAAAGGUUCAUUUCAACUCAGCAUUUGAUAUUCUUUUGCGCUGAUAUUGUAACUAUCCAAACAAAAAAGAUCGGUCUCUACGAAAUCUAUUUUUUUUGUCGCAAUUCAUUGUAUACAAAAUGGAAAAACUAAGGCUUAUGAAAGAUAACCGUUCCGAAAUAAUUGUUGGUGGGAAAUACAGAAUUAUACGAAAAAUUGGAAGUGGUUCAUUUGGUGAUAUAUAUCUUGGAAUAAGUAUCCAAAGUGGUGAAGAAGUGGCUAUAAAAAUGGAGAGCAUUAAUGCGCGUCAUCCUCAAUUACUUUAUGAGGCAAAACUUUAUCGCAUUUUAAGUGGAGGCGUUGGCAUACCUAGAGUUCGUUAUCACGGCAAAGAAAAAAACUUCAAUACUCUUGUAAUGGACCUUCUAGGACCUUCUUUGGAAGACUUAUUUAAUUUUUGUACUCGUCAUUUUACAAUAAAAACUGUUUUAAUGUUGGUUGACCAAAUGAUUGGACGUCUGGAGUAUAUUCAUAUAAAAUGCUUCAUUCAUCGUGACAUUAAACCUGAUAACUUUCUAAUGGGUAUCGGUCGUCACUGUAAUAAAUUAUUUUUGAUCGAUUUCGGAUUGGCAAAAAAAUAUCGCGAUCCUACAACUCGUAUUCAUAUACCCUACCGUGAAGAUAAAAAUUUAACAGGAACAGCACGUUAUGCAUCUAUAAAUGCUCAUCUGGGAAUUGAGCAAUCUAGAAGAGAUGAUAUGGAGUCUUUAGGUUAUGUUAUGAUGUAUUUUAAUCGCGGCGUGUUACCUUGGCAAGGAAUGAAGGCUAAUAAUAAACAACAAAAAUAUGAAAAAAUAUCAGAAAAAAAAAUGUCAACUCCAAUAGAAGUCCUGUGUAAAGGAUUUCCUGCUGAAUUUUCAAUGUAUUUAAAUUAUUGUCGUAGCCUGCGCUUUGAAGAACAACCUGAUUAUAUGUACUUACGGCAGCUAUUUCGAAUUUUAUUUAGAACCUUAAACCAUCAGUAUGAUUAUAUUUAUGACUGGACAAUGUUGAAACAGAAAACUCAUCAAGGUCAACCCAAUCAAAUUUUAUUGGGACAGGCAGAGCCUCGAAAUGAUCGUGACAAAGAAAAAGAAAAACAAAGUGGAAAACAAAUGCUUACAGAUUAAUUAUUUUUUUAAUAUGAAGCAAGAAGAAAGGAAAUCACUGAAAACUAAUUCUAUGCAUAUAUCCUGAUAUAUCUAUAUAAUAUGUAUGUUUAUAAUUAU